UGAUAAAUCAUGUGCACACUUUUCACGUUGAAAAAGUGGUAGGACCCUGAGUCCAAGUUCGCGCAUGCGUUCUUUGAAGUCGGUAACUCUUUGGACUUACGAAAUGGCGUCAGCAGCGGAUUACAGCUCCUACAACCAGGCCAGUGCCCAGCAGGGGUAUGGCUCCUAUUCAGCUCAGCCUUCCCAGGCCUAUGGGCAGGCAACACAGCAGGCGUACAGCCAGCAGGGGUACGGGUCCUACGGGCAGCCGGCCGACUCCGCCUACCCCCAGACAGGCUCCUCCGCGGGGGGGUACGCCCAGCCGGCGUACGGGUCCUCCUACGGCCAGCCCCCAGCCGCGGGGUACAGCGCGGCCCCCCAGGGGUACAGCCAGCCCUCCCAGGGGUACGGCGCCAGUGGCUAUGACAACGCCUCCGCCGCGGCCGCCGCCACCACCCAGGCCUCCUACGGCGCCCAGCCAGCGUACGGCGCCCAGCCCACCUACACGGGCUACGGCCAGCAGCCCGCCUCCGCGGCGCCGCCAAGCUACAGCUCCAGCAGCCAGGCCUCCAGCUACGAGCAGAGCGGCUACUCCCAGCCCGGGAGCUACGCCCAGCAGCCGGCUGGCUACCAGACCCAGCAGGCCAGCUACAGCCAGGCCAGCUCCUACGGGCAGCAGGGCAGCUACCAGCAGCAGCAGCAGCCCCCGCCCCAGCAGCCCCAGCAGCCCCCGCCCUCCAGCUACCCGCCCCCCUCCAGCUCCUAUGGCCAGCCCCCGCCCAGCCAGUACAGCCAGCAGGGCGGCGCCAGCGGCAGCAGCUACGGCCAGCAGAGCAGCUACAACCCGCCCAGUCAGUACAGUCAGGCAGGUAGUUACAGGCAGGAGCGUCCCAGCGGGAUGAGCGGGGGUUACUCCGGCUCGGAGCCCGGCGGCUACUCCGGGGAGAGCCGGGGCCUGGGCGGGCUGGACGGGCGUGGCCGGGGCCGGGGAGGCUUUGACAGGGGCGGAAUGAUGCGCGGAGGAGGCGCAGGAGGAGCGGGAGGAGGAGGAGGAAUGGUGCGCGGGGGGAUGAGUCGCGGAGGCAUGGGCAUCGCUGGAGACAGAGGGGGCUUCAUUAAGCCCGGUGGACCCAUGAGUGACGGACCGGAGCGUGACAUGCCGCGCCCCGAGGAGCAGGACGACUCCGAGAACAGCACCGUCUACAUCACCGGCCUGACGGAGAACGCCACGCUGGAGGAGCUCGCCGAAUUCUUCAAGCACUGCGGGACCAUCCGGAUGAACAAGCGGCUGGGCCAGCCCGCCAUUAACAUCUACACCGACAAGGACACGGGCAAGCCCAAGGGGGACGCCACGCUGUCCUACGACGAGCCGCCAUGCGCCAAGGCCGCCGUGGAGUGGUUUGAUGGAAAGGACUUCCAGGGGAAGAAGCUGAAGGUGUCCAUGGCUCGGCGCAAGCCCAUGAUGGGCAUGAUGCGCGGGGGCAUGCCCAUGCGCGACGGCCGGGGCAUGAUGGGCCGCGGAGGCAUGAUGGGACGCGGCGGAGACCGCGGAGGGUUCAUGCCCAGGGGGGGCCCUCGCGGAGUGGGCCGGGGCGGGCCUGCGGGGGGCAACAUGCAGCAGAGGGCAGGAGACUGGCAGUGCCCCAACCCGAGCUGCGGGAACCAGAACUUCGCCUGGAGGAUGGAGUGCAACCAGUGCAAAGCCCCCAAGCCUGAGGGAUUCGGCCCCCCGCCCUUCUCCCCCUCAGGUGGGGACCGCGGCAGGGGGGGUCCCGGCAUGCGCGGGGGCCGGGGCAUGGACCGCGGGGGCAUGGGCGGGCCCGGGGGCCCCGGGCCAUUCCGCGGCGGGCGGGGGGGCGACCGCGGGGGCGGCGGCGGCUUCCGGGGGGGCCGCGGGAUGGACCGGGGCGGGUUCAGAGGGGGCAGCCGAGGAGGCCCCCCCAUGGACCAGAUGGGCGGCAGGGGAGCCAGGAGAGGCAUGGGCCCCCCAGGGAAGAUGAUGGAUAUGAAGGUGGACCAUCGCCAGGAACGCCGGGACAGGCCCUACUGAAGGACGGAAUGCCAACAAAAAAAACGAUUCCCAUUUAGGACAGGAUUUAUUUUUUAAAGAAAUAUUUUAAAUUUGUAAUUCCGUAUUUAUAAAAAAGGCUAUGGGAAUAUUUGGCGCGUGAUUUUCCAUUAUUCUGUUAGGAAAAUAAUUUUCCGUUUUUUGUUUUUUUUGUUUUAUAUCUUGUGACGUUUCCGUUCAGGUGAAGAAGCCCAGGUGAUGAACAUGUUGCAUAUGCAUGCUCUUUUGGUGUACAGAGUGGCUGUGGAAAGUGUUGUUAAGCUCUAGUGACUGAUGAUCAAAUUGUCGUUUUUUUUUUUUUUUUUUUUUUAACUGUGUUGCUUCCUCGUCCUGCUACUUUGCCCCUUUCCCCAGACAGUGUUGAAAAUAAAAAGCAACUUAGAAAGGAAAA
Molecule: messenger RNA, 2438 nt
Organism: Anguilla rostrata (American eel)
Lineage: Eukaryota; Metazoa; Chordata; Actinopteri; Anguilliformes; Anguillidae
Gene: ewsr1b
Product: EWS RNA-binding protein 1b
Exons: 16
Coding region: 65-2029 (654 amino acids)
Biological process (GO): regulation of DNA-templated transcription
Cellular component (GO): nucleus
Molecular function (GO): RNA binding; transcription coregulator activity
Source: RefSeq, a predicted model, not a curated record